AUGGAGCAAGCUACGGCUAUCGAAGAAACCAAGUCUCACUCUGAGACAGCGAGCUCUGUUGAGAAGGCAGGCGAUCCUGAUUCUCAGCCUAGCCCCAGUCCCGCUCCCAAUGGUGAGGACGAGGUUGCCGGUGUUGCGCGCAUUGAAGCCCUUUACAAGGUGUUCGGCGGCAAUGGCGCGCCUCUAUGGGUCCUCUAUUUGAGCAUCGCCCUCAUUGCUUACGUUUAUUCCCUCGACUCCAACACCACUAGCAGUUUCUUGCCCUUUGCCACCUCUGCCUUCGAGUCUCACUCGUCUAUCGGAACUAUCGAGGUAGCUGCCGAGAUCAUCGCUGCUGUUGGAAAACCGUUUAUUGCCAAGCUUGCGGAUAUAACGUCGAGACCAAGAGCUUAUGUAUUUUCUCUCUUCUUUUACAUAAUCGGUUACAUCGUCAUCGCUUCUUCCUCAACGGUAGGCGCAGUUUGCGCCGGAGAAGUGUUAUACACAGUUGGGACCACCGGGUUAGACCUCGUCACCGACAUCAUCGUAGCUGAUCUCUCUCCGCUCAAAUGGAGAGGUUUCGCGACAGCUCUUCCGUCGUCUCCGUACAUCAUCAAUGCCUUUAUUUCAGCCGAAAUCACUAAUGGCUUCAUCCCGGACAAGUGGCGAUGGGGUUAUGGUAUUUUCAUUAUAAUGCUCCCGGUCGUGAUGGCACCUGGUUUGGUCGUUUUGUUCUGGGCAGAGUACAAGUCUAAACGCGAUAAUAUGGUGUCUAUUGCUUCCAGUACAUGGGAGCGUCGUAAUGCUGGCUCGAAUGAGAAGGUCACCUGGUACACCGUCGCUCGCGAUUUCUGUAUUCAUGUGGAUGUUUUCGGCCUUAUGUUGCUUGGAACAGCCUGGGCGCUGAUUUUCUUGCCUUUCACUCUCUACUCAGAUGCUAAAGGAGGCUGGAAAAAUCCCAGCAUGAUUGCCAUGGUCACUGUCGGAGGUGUCUUGAUUUUCGUCUUUGCGGCAUACGAAAAGUGGUGGGCACGAUACCCGCUUAUGCCCCCUCGUGUUCUUAAUAGAACCUUUCUCGGUGCCGUCUGCAUUGACGUACUCUAUAUGCUCUCCGGAAAUAUGCGAUCGCUGUACUAUUCAAGUUGGACUUGGGUGGUUAAGGACUGGACCACUCGUGAAUGGACUUACUUUAACAAGACCCUUACUGUUGGUCUUUGUGUCUUCGGUAUCAUGGGAGGAUUGAUCCAGCGCUACACUCACCGUUACAAAGCGCUGCAGUUUAGCGGACUGUGUAUUCGAAUCAUCGGUAUGGGUUUAACCUUCUAUGCCAGAGGUGACAAUGCUACAGAUGUUGCCCUCGUUUGGACCCAAUUACUGAUUGCCAUCGGUGGCGCAUUCAGUGUUGUCGGUUCUCGUGUCGCAUCUCAAGCAUCAGUUCCUCAUGCUGAUUUGGCUCAAGUCAUUUCUCUCAUAUCCCUUUGGACUUCCCUCGGCGGGAGCGUAGGAAAUGCAAUCGCUGCCGCAGUCUGGACUGGUAAAAUGCCCUACUAUCUCCGAAAGCAUUUGCCCUAUAAGACUCAGGCUGAGAUUAACGAGAUCUUUGGGUCCAUCAAGACGGCACGAACUUUGGACGACACAGAUAGGACCAACGUCAUCUAUGCUUAUAACGAUACAGUCUAUCUUCUCUACCUUCCCGCAUUGAUUAUUUCCUUCCUUCCUCUCAUCAUCCUAGUUUUCAUGAGGAAUUUCUAUCUGGGUGAUCACCAGAAUGCUGUACAAAACGUUGGCAUUGACGGGCGCGUUAUAGACAAUGAAGAAGAGCCCAGAGAGAAAGCAAAGGGUAACCAUAAUGUUGAGCGAGCUUAGAUUAUGAAUCGGGCAGGAUCAUAAGUUAGUCCGUUUAGUUUUUCAACACUUCACGAUGCUCGUUAACAUUGUUAUACGUACCGUAUAUGCGACCUUUGCUCUCUUGCUAAUACAUAACUUCUGCCUUUUUACU
Guyanagaster necrorhizus is the source of this 1978-nucleotide messenger RNA. Its product is annotated as MFS general substrate transporter. Gene Ontology annotation, biological process: transmembrane transport. Bases 1 to 1845 code for a protein of 614 amino acids. Lineage: Eukaryota; Fungi; Basidiomycota; Agaricomycetes; Agaricales; Physalacriaceae. Gene Ontology annotation, molecular function: transmembrane transporter activity. Gene Ontology annotation, cellular component: plasma membrane. The record is from RefSeq and is a predicted model, not a curated record. The transcript is spliced from 12 exons.